Molecule: messenger RNA, 3504 nt
Organism: Danio rerio (zebrafish)
Lineage: Eukaryota; Metazoa; Chordata; Actinopteri; Cypriniformes; Danionidae
Source: RefSeq, a predicted model, not a curated record
UUUGCAGCAUGUGAUGAGUGGACAGUUCUUCCAAAUCCUAGUCUUCACCGGGACAUCAACCGUUUUGGACACACAGCUGUUGUCAAUAAUGGAUCCAUGUAUAUUUUUGGUGGUUUCUCUGGUGUGAUCCAGAACGAUGUGCUGGUGUUUAAGCCUGCCAGCUGUGAGGCCUUCAUCAGGGAGGAUGUUUGUCAGAGUGCCGGUCCUGGAGUUCGCUGUCUCUGGAUUGAAAAUCGCUGUGAACCCUGGGACUCCAGUCAUGCUAAUGACAGUGUGCCUGCCUCCUUCUGCCCUGCACGCACCAAUGCAGCUGAUAAGCAGUGUCAGCAGUUUUCUGACUGUGCUUCCUGUACGGCCAACACCAAUGACUGUCAAUGGUGCGAAGACAAGAAAUGCAUCUCAUCUUCGAGCAACUGCACUGUGCUUACAGUUGAGCUUGCUCGCCACCCUCGUGGUCCGCUGUACCUCAAUCCUCCCCCUGCUAUGUUGUCUGAACACCAGCUCUCUAUUUGGAAACCCGGUGUGCGCAAAAACGGCCAGUCUAUCAAGAACCAUACCAAAUGUAGCAUUCGAAGUGAGCAGGUCUGUAGCAAACUGGUGAACUGCAGGAGUUGUUCGCUUAACAUUAACUGCCAGUGGGAGCCACAACAGCAGGAAUGUCAUGCUUUACCUGCUCAUUUGUGCGGUGAGGACUGGAGUCAGGUUGGAGAUGUGUGUCUGAGGCUGAACGCCAGCAAGGAGAGUUAUGAUAACGCCCAGCACUACUGUAAGAACCUGGAGGGCAGCAUCGCCUCUCUGACAUCAGCCAGACAGGUGGAGUUCAUCCUGGAGGAGCUGCAGAAGUAUCAGCUGCAGGAGCGGAAACUAACUCCCUGGGUGGGUCUGAGGAAGAUAAAUGUUUCAUACUGGGGGUGGGAGGACGCGUCUCCCUUUACUGCCAGCACACUGCAGUGGUUACCAGGAGAGCCGAGUGACUCAGGGUUUUGUGCUUACCUGGAAAGAGCUGAGGUAGCCGGACUCAAAGCCAAACCCUGCACUGCCAACACCGAGGGGCUGAUCUGUGAGAAGCCCAUUGUGAGUCCAAACCUUAGCGUGCGUCCAUGUAAGAUGCCCUGUGCCCUGCGAACCACCUGCGCCAACUGCACCAGCCAGGCCAUGGAGUGCAUGUGGUGCAGCAGCACUAAACGCUGUGUGGAUUCCAACGCGUAUGUGAUCUCCUUCCCCUACGGCCAGUGUCUGGAGUGGCAGACUGGAGACUGUGGAGCUCAGAACUGUUCGGGUCAUCGCACAUGUGGCCAGUGUCUGGAACAGCCUGAUUGUGGCUGGUGUGGAGACCCCACAGACACAGGACAGGGCCAGUGCAUUGAGGGAUCAUACCGUGGGCCAAUGAGGAGCCUCAGCAGACAGAGCCGAGAGAGAGUACUCGACACCAGUGUCUGUUCUAGGGAAAAAGGCUUCGACUGGGCCUACAUAACCUGCCCAGCAUGCCAGUGUAAUGGACACAGUACGUGUGUUAAUGGCAGCGUAUGUGAGCAGUGCAAGAAUCUUACAGCUGGGCUGCAUUGCCAGUUCUGUUUACCUGGUUAUUAUGGAGACCCCACUAAUGGAGGGAAAUGCCAAGCCUGCAGAUGUAACAACCAUGCCAACGUCUGCCACUCCAGCUCAGGGAAAUGCUACUGUACCACUAAAGGGGUCAAAGGAGACCAGUGCCAGCUAUGUGAUUCUGAAAAUCGCUAUCUUGGCAACCCACUAAGAGGAACAUGUUACUAUAAUCUACUGAUAGACUACCAGUUCACCUUCAGUCUGCUUCAGGAAGACGAUCAGCACUACACUGGUAUUAACUUCAUGGCAAAUCCAGAAGAGACCAAUAAGAACCUCGAUAUGUCAAUAAAUGCAUCUAACAAUUUCAACCUCAACAUUACAUGGUCCAUCGGUUCAACAGCAGGUACGAUCUCCGGGGAGGAAUUCCCUAUAGUGUCCAAGACUAACAUCAAAGAGUACAGAGACAGUUUCUCCUGCGAGACCUUCUCCUUUCUGGCAAAUCCCAAUAUCACUUUUCAUGUGUAUGUCAGCAACUUCUCAUGGCCAGUCAAAAUACAGAUAUCCUUCUCCCAGCACAGCAGCAUCAUGGACCUGGUGCAGUUCUUUGUCACAUUUUUCAGCUGUUUCCUGUCCCUGCUGUUGGUUGCGGCUGUGGUUUGGAAAGUCAAACAGACGUGCUGGGCAUCACGCAGGAGAGAGCAACUAAUGCGAGAGCGCCAACAGAUGGCCAGCCGUCCGUUUGCCACUGUCACAGUCGCACUCGAGGCUCCAGAGGAAGAGGAGGAGCUUCUGCAGGGCCAGGCAGAUGCUGGUCCCAUAGCCGUGGAGCCAUGUUCUGGGAAUAGUGCUGCCGUGCAAACAUUGCUGAUGAGUCUUCCACGAGCAUCUUCUGGAGUGUCUCCCCCUGGCCAAUGUGGCAUUACCAUCGCCAGCGCUCUCAUUGAUGCGUCUCAGCAGAGGCCCGGCGACUUCAAAGACAAGGCCUUGAGUCUAAAGAGCCGCAAACAGCAGCAUGCGGUGCACCAGGGAACCUGCGUUUGAAGCAACCGACUGACCCUCUCUUUCUCAUCUUUCUGUUCUUCUCCUUAUCGUCCAGCAGAUGAUGAGAGAGCAGCUCUUGAAGUGUAAAUGACAAAGGAGGGUCAAGACAUUAGUAGUCGUGUGUGGCUCCUCCUGAAUUGCACGCUCCAUAGUGGAGCUCCUAUUCCCUCAGUAUUGCUUGAACCUCUGUGGAGGACAUCUGCAUUUUGAUUGCACACAUUGGCUUCCUGUUUUUCCGACAGCUGUUUCUCAAAAAGGGAGGGAGUGUGUGAAUAAAACUCACUCCAACCCAAAGUAGGAACAGGUUCCAUGCCAGAAUUAAUCAUGCGGUCACGUAUGUCGAGGUACUGAAAAUAAACCUGGCUUUAUACUUUCGAGGUGACAGUGAGUGAUAUGUCUGUUGAUGACUCGGUAUUUACUGUUAACAAUAGUCAGUGAUGAUUGUAUGGUAAGCUUAAUUUUAGAAGUCAGAAUUGGAUUUGUCUUGGAGAACUAUCCCACCAAGCAAUUUUGUGUUUAAAAGACAAUUAAUAGACAUUCAAACAUAGAUAUGUUGAUUAAGAUAAGGCUAUAUUUCAGCUGUCAGUGAAAAUCUAGUAUGGCCCAUUUUCACUGAGCGGUACAGUCGGCAUGGGUCACCCUUAUCAGGCAAAUGGUACUAAAUUUCAGUCAACAUCAUUCUCACUCAAGGAAAUGUCUACAGUAAAGCUGUAUGGGUCGUUCACAUAUCAUAUGAGAAGCACUUCUCACAGAACAGAUGCUUUAUACACAUAAAUACUUGUUAAACAUGAUUUGAUUAUAACUGCAGAUCAAUAAUCGUGCAAAAUAGCCUUCUGCAACGUCUGCGGUUAUAUAAAACAAAUAAAUACAACACAUAUAGCGCAUACAGACCUUACAGUCUCUGAUAUGUUACCAAUUACA